AUGCCAGACCCCCUGUCCGUUGCCGGCAGUGCCGUUGGGAUAGUGUCCCUUGGGAUACAAGUCUGCCAGGGCCUGGUUUGGUAUUUCAAUUCUGUCCAAGGGAGAAAGCAAGACAUCGAAGGUGGUCUGGGUGAGGUCCAGACCUUAGCAUCCAUCUUUUACUCCCUCAACGACAUCAUCCCCAAGAUCAAUCAGGCACAAUGUACCGAAGCGACAAUGAUCCGACAAUGCCUCAAGAACAGCGAAGAGAUGCUGUUGGAGCUAUACCAAUCCCUGAUCCGGCUGAGGGGCCUCCGACAGUCUACUACCGACGGAGACAAGAUGGGAGAGAAGGCUCGCAUGCUGUUGUACCCGUUCCGGGCAGGCAAGCUGGAAGCUCUUCGUGAGUCUCUGCGGGGACUUCUGGGCAACUUGAAUCUGGCCAUCAAUACCACAUCUCUGGAGUUUCAAACCAUGAACAAGGACAAGGUCGACACCAUCGACGAGGCGAUGCAGGACCUGGGACUCCUAUCGAAAGACACAAACGCCGGCGUCCAAGAUCUCAAUACCAAGAUGCAGGAGAACAGAUGUCGACUCCUAUCACUGGAAUUCACCAUCAAUGACUUGCUCACGCAAGUUAGUCAUCGCGUGUCUCAAGUUGAGGUUGCUGUGAAGGACCUCGAGAGCAACAUUACUGGCGAACUUACUGUGUUAGGAAACGGAGUGACUUCGGUUCACCAGGGGUUGGCUGGCGUAGCAAGAAUGCUAAGCUCACAAUCAACGGUGAUUUCUCAAAUGGAUUUACCAACUAAUGACUCUUACAUCAAGAGAAUGGAAUUAUCCCGUAUUCAAGACCAAGGCUCCCCAUUGUCCUGUGGGCCUGUCAGGCCACCAGCUCAGUAUAGGUCAAAAAACAACUCCUCAAGCCGCCUCAUUUCACCUAUGUGCAAUUGCAAACGGAAAGAUCGCUCUUCUGGGUUCUCCUUUGCCUUUUGUAGCCUUCAGUUUGAAUUCAAGCAACAGAUACCAGGGCAACACCGCGAGAGCUGCAAGUUCUUUGGGAUCAACAGUCAGACAGAGAGGAGAAUUAAGGCUCAAUUCCCCAUCAAGCUCGCCUGGCUGUCUCAUCGAAUGACUGUUGCAUCCGUGGAUUACACGAUCGGCACUAGUGCUCUAGGAUGCUCGGUACGUUACAGAAAUGUUGUGCCUAGGCAACAUAGCCCGGUCCGCAAAGUGCUGCUUGACGCCGCGCGUGGCAUCCUCGCUUCGCGAUCUACCAAUCGAACCAUUCAAUUACUCGAAUACACUGGAAGCGAAAUACUGUCCCUAUAUCGAGAUGGACGGGCUUCUCCAAGCGACCGGGACCAGGACGAUCGUUGCCACACGGAGAUGUUCAUUGAGACCUUUGUGAACUCCAACUACGAUUGGAAGUUUGAGAUGGGAUUGAACUACGAUGACAUUAGAAAACUACCGAAUAAAAUCUGGCUUCAUGACUCAGUACUUGCUGCUGUGUUGCGAACCUUGCAAACAUUGGAUGCGGUUGUCCUGGUUGAUGAUAUCCGCUUUUGCAUUGAUUCGAACCCAUUUUUUAACUCAAACCUCACCGUCAGUGCUGGGGCCCUCGAAGCACAACCCCGGGGGCGUGUCCACCCUUUGCGAGGAUGGCAUGGUGUAGGUUCCUCGCUGAACAAACUCCUAGAGAUGCAGUUGUCUGCCAUGACACGGGCGAUAGUGGCGAGAUCCCUAAACGAAGUAAAAAGAUGCCUCGGAAACGACCCGGAAGCGGCUACAGAAACGGUUGACGAAUUCAAUGUCCUCCACCUAUGUUCGGCAUGGCCUGAGGGAUUGCGAUUCUUCCUAACGACUAAGGCUCGAAACCUUAUCGAUUGUGAACCUGGAGGUCUGGUGGACUUAUCUGCCCUUAACCUCGCAAUAGAAGCCCAGUGCGCCGAAUCCCUGGAUAUAUUGAUGCGAGCAGGCAGUCGAUUCAAAUUUGACGAUCCUGAAUGGGAGGAGAUAUCACCUGAAUUCGUCGAGGCCGUAGCCCGCUGGCUCUUCCAGAGAAGAGUACAAUUGUUCCAAAGCGCCCAGGAGCAGCUUGAAGAUUUCGAAGAUGAUUACACUUCUGAUAGUACGGAAACUGAAGCGAGGCUUGUUUACGAAAACCUCACAGACAAGGGCAUUUCUGUCCCACCAGCUCUGGAAGUGGAUCACGAUUACAGCACAGUCUACCACUCUCCUUGGGUACCGUUUGAUCACUUUCCGAUCCUUUUUAAAGCUGGGUUCCGGAAUCACUCCCCUGAUUUCAACCAUGGCCUUACUCCCAUCAUGAUUUGGCGUUUUUCUGCAAUCUUUGUUUCAGGGGAUUGCUUGCGAUGGCUGCGAGAGAAGGGGUUUCUCGACCAACCUCCAGAAGACCCGUGCAAUCUUGGACUCAAUGUCAGUUCCACCGGAUGGCACUAUCUUGCGGCAAUGUCUUGCUUCCAAGACGAUAGCAGGAUGGCCUGGACCAUUUUUCCAGACCUUUCGCAAUCCUCGGCUCGAGACGAUUGCAUUUGCUGGUGUAUCCCCGGAGGCAAGGGAUGUUCGCCGAUGGGGUCAGUUUUGAAGGCCUACGCCGACUGUGAUCGGGGUGGAGAAUCCGACUUCUGGGCUGGGGACCUCGUGCACAUCCUUUGCUCUGCUCGAUGCGGCGAUGAGAUAUCAGUCAAUAUGAGUCACUUUGUACGGUUCCUCACAUUUGAAGCUCUUAAAAUGACACACACUUGUUGCCAUUUUGGGGUUCUAAAUAUGGAGAGGCUUGAAAUCGUCACCGGCGGUGACGGCGGCCCGGCCUACAAAUCCCUUUGGUGGCACAAGUGGUUUGUCAUUCUUGGUCGAAAGAAAGCCAUGAUCAAAAAGGUCAGAGCUGGCUUGUGGGCACGAGGGAAUGCGAGCCUUUUGGAUUCUUUGAUGGAAGAAUUCGAUGGGGAACUGCAAGGGACUGAGCCAAGUCCUGAAACUCUUAAAAGCUUUCUCAACAGCUACUGGAGACAACGGAUGGCCCAACUCUUUCACGUGGAUGAAGAAAGUGUCAAUGACGUGAAGACAUACAAGUUGCCUGAAAGAGCACAGCGGCUUCUUGGUCCUAGGUUUAAUCUUCGGGGGGAGGAUUGCGCGGUAGGCACUUGGUCAAGGUGCCAUACUGAAAGUGAUGUUGAAGAUGACUCGAGUGAUGAAACGUGUUCUGAGUCAGAGGUUGAAGACGAAAGCGAAUUGGGAAAUGACGAGGAGUGGUGA
Messenger RNA from Fusarium vanettenii 77-13-4, 3258 nucleotides. RefSeq lists its product as uncharacterized. Bases 1 to 3258 code for a protein of 1085 amino acids. Lineage: Eukaryota; Fungi; Ascomycota; Sordariomycetes; Hypocreales; Nectriaceae. The transcript is spliced from 7 exons. The record is from RefSeq and is a predicted model, not a curated record.